AUGGUACCGGAAAGACGCUCCCAAGGGAAGGGAGUCUGCUGGUCCCUGAGACUCUGGUCGGUCGCUGUGAUUUCUAUCCUGAUCCUCAGCACCUGUUUCAUCGCCACCUGUGUGGUGACUUACCAGUUUUCGAUGGACAAACCCGAUACAAGACUGUCUGAGCUUCAUGCAUACCAUUCCAGUCUCACCUGCUUCAGUGAGGGGACAAGGGUGUCAGAAAAGAUGUGGGGGUGCUGCCCGAGUAACUGGAAGUCAUUUGGCUCCAGCUGCUACCUCAUUUCUACCAAGAAGAACAUCUGGAGCAUCAGCGAGCAGAGGUGCAUCGAGAUGGGGGCUCAUUUGGUGGUGAUUACCACGGAAGCCGAGCAGAACUUCAUCACCCAACAGCUGAAUAUGUCGGUUGCUUACUUCCUGGGGCUUUCUGACCCCCAAGGUAACGGCAAAUGGCAAUGGAUUGAUAGCACUCCUUUCAGUCAGAACAUCAGGUUCUGGCACCUGAAUGAGCCCAAUCUUCCCGAAGAGCCAUGCGCUUCGAUUGUCUACUGGCAUCCAAGGAAAUGCGGCUGGAAUGAUGUGUUCUGUGACAGUAACUAUAAUUCAAUGUGUGAGAUGAAGAAGACUUACCUAUGA
This is a messenger RNA of Cricetulus griseus (Chinese hamster), 630 nucleotides long. Lineage: Eukaryota; Metazoa; Chordata; Mammalia; Rodentia; Cricetidae. The record is from RefSeq and is a predicted model, not a curated record.